UUGCAAUCUCGUUCUCCCACAUGGUCAACCGGCCGCUCCUAGCCCUCGCAGUUCGGAUAGUAAUAGCACUUGGGACAAGGACCUUCUUCCAACCGGACGAGUUCUUCCAGUCUCUGGAGGUAGCUCACCAUGCGGUGUUUGGGUACGGGCAACUCACUUGGGAGUGGUGCGCGGAAAGCCCCAUCCGGAGCAUCGUUUACCCUGGAUGGAAUGUGCCAGUCUACUGGGCGCUGAAAACUCUGAGACUUGAUCAUACCAAUGCUCUGGUAUGGGGGCCCAAGUUACUGCACGGUCUAGUAGCCGCAGGCACUGACAUAUGGCUGAUUCGUCUCACCAGAAAGGUCGUUGGUGAGAGAUACACCGAUGCAGCUUUUUACCUCUCCUUGCUGUCGUUCUUCCAUGGGCUGUCGCUUUCCCGCUCCAUAUCAAACUCCGCAGAGACUUCUUUGACUACGAUUGCGCUGAGCCACUUUCCGUGGAACUCACAUCAUUCCUCAUGGAGGAACGAGCUACGUACUGCGUUACUGUACGCUGCGGUAGCAUGCGCGAUACGACCCACCAAUGCAAUCAUCUGGAUAUAUAUGUUCACUUGGCUCCUCUGGAGACUCCGGAAGCAGACUCAUGACAUACUAUUUGUGUUGACCAAUGCUAUCCUGACAGGCGGUGCUGUCCUGUCGGCAGCAGUCAUACUGGACACCAAGUACUAUGGGAAACUCACCUUCACUCCACUCAACUUCCUCCUUACAAACGCCUCUCCCGUGUCGCUCUUCUACGGCACGAGCCCUUGGCACUACUACCUCACCCAGGCGCUGCCUCUGCUGUGCUUCACUUCUAUAUACUGGGUAGGGAAGGGCGCGUAUUCUGCUAUGGGUCCCACAAGCACGCCCCCCUUACGCGCCGUCCUGGGCCUAGUAGUAUGGACACUCUCCGUGUACUCGCUGGCAGGACACAAAGAGUGGCGUUUCAUCCAUCCUUUGCUCCCUCUCAUGCACAUCCUCGCCGCGAAAGCGCUGGUUGACGACUCCGGUGGCAGUAAGGCGCGCCAAACGCGUGGUUUCUCCUUCCGGCCUUCUCACCUCGUUCUCUUGUUGUCUCUACCGCUGCUAGCCUACGUGAUGCUAUUCCACGGACACCCGCAGAUAGACGUCAUGCAUUACCUCCGCAGCCGUCCCGUCGAGCAAUCCUUAUCCAUUGGUUUCCUCAUGCCUUGUCAUUCGACACCCUGGCAAGCCUACCUUCAUCGGUCGGAUCUCGCCCGAGACGGAGACGGGUCGCUCUGGGCACUUGGCUGCGAGCCGCCACUGCAGGGUCAGGAUGCGGUUGGGUACAAAGAUCAGACGGACGUGUUUUAUGAGGAUCCUGUCAAGUAUCUGGAAACACACUUCCCACACCAUGUCAAUCCGAACUUCCCCCCAUCGCCACUGCCUCGCUCGAGACCAGGCGUGGCAGCGGAUGCCACGUAUCCUUGGCGGCACGAGUGGCCACAAAGUCUCGUGUUCUUCGGGGCACUCCUGGAAGAGAAUGGCGUCAGGGACCUUCUGAUUCAGUUAGGUUACAAGGAAGUUUGGCAUGUGGGGUCUCUCUGGGAAGAGGACAGCCGGAGGAGAGGAGGAGUACACGUUUGGCAACAUGAUUCCGUCGCCUUGUAG
This is a messenger RNA of Dichomitus squalens LYAD-421 SS1, 1649 nucleotides long. RefSeq lists its product as uncharacterized. Gene Ontology annotation, biological process: GPI anchor biosynthetic process. The transcript is spliced from 6 exons. Gene Ontology annotation, molecular function: alpha-1,2-mannosyltransferase activity. Lineage: Eukaryota; Fungi; Basidiomycota; Agaricomycetes; Polyporales; Polyporaceae. Bases 21 to 1649 code for a protein of 542 amino acids. The record is from RefSeq and is a predicted model, not a curated record. Gene Ontology annotation, cellular component: endoplasmic reticulum membrane.